CUUCUGGCCAUCUCAAAUGAUCUAGAAAGAUUUGACGGAAGUCCAGACUCCAGAGAGAGCUAUGGUUCGGUUUUCUCCUUGCCCUUUUCUCACUCUGAAUUCUUCCCGCUCCGUUCUCUUCCCUUCCACUGUAACCGCCACCAGUUCAAUGUUCACUACAUCUUCUUCUUCUUCGUCACACCAGGAUUCAACAGACUUACAGAUGGACCGAACAAACCAAGUUCUGAAAUACCAUGAUCAGACUAAACAUUCAUUAACCAAAUAUUCAAGAGGACCCCAUGGCCUCGAUUGGGAAAAUCAACCCAACCCUUUUCGACGAUUCAUUUCCGCACCAAUUGUUCCUUUGAUUCAUUUCCCAAUCGAUUCUCCUAACCCAGAUUCCAUCUCCUACUCUUCUGUAUUCAAUUCUCUCCCCUCUCCAAAACCCAUCUCCAUUUCCACCAUUUCUCAGUUUUUCUACGAUUCUCUCGCUUUAUCCGCUUGGAAAACUACUGGGUAUUCAACCUGGUCACUUAGGGUAAACCCUAGCAGCGGCAAUCUUCAUCCAACUGAAGCUUACAUAAUAUCCCCUCCGAUUGAAUCAAUCUCGAAUUCGCCUUUUGUAGCUCAUUACGCUCCAAAAGAUCAUUCUCUCGAGAUCAGAGCCGAUAUCCCAUCAAAUUUCUUCCCUAAAUUCUUUCCACAAGGUUCGUUUCUCAUAGGAAUUUCUUCCAUUUUCUGGCGGGAGGCGUGGAAGUAUGGGGAGAGAGCUUUCAGGUACUGUAAUCAUGACGUUGGACACGCAGUUGCUGCUUUAUCAAUGGCGGCUGCAGGGUUAGGCUGGGAGGUGAAGAUGCUGGAUGAAUUAGGUUACGAUGAAUUGGAGAAGCUAAUGGGACUUGAAACUUAUCCUAAAUUCAAAAUCCCAUCAUCAAGACCGGUAAAAGGGAAAUUUCCUGAUAUUGAAUUUGAACAUCCUGAUUGUGUUCUUCUUGUAUAUCCUAAUGGAGUUGAUGAUUUUAAUGUUGAUUAUGAAGAAUUCAAUAAUGUUAUCAUGAGUUUCUCGAAACUAGAAUGGAAAGGUGAACAUAAUCUUCUUAGUAAAGAACAUGUUUGUUGGGAUAUCAUAUAUAGAACUGCAGAAGCCACUAAGAAGCCAUUAGAGUUGGAAAAUAGGUUUGAUUUUACAGUUGAUCCAUUUCACCCGAGCGGUUUGAUUAGUGAAUGUUUAUACAAGAAUUCUGUGUUAAGGGAAGUUAUUCGAAACAGAAGAAGUGCAGUUGAUAUGGAUGAACAUACUGAGAUAAGUAGAGAAACAUUUUAUCAAAUCAUCUUACAUUGUGUUCCAUCCGGUCACCAGCCAGAAGAAGUUCAUAAGAAAAGUAAACAACUUUCUUUGCCAUUUCGAUCCCUUCCGUGGGAUCCACAAGUGCACGCGGUUUUGUUUGUUCAUAGAGUUUCGGGAUUGCCAAAGGGUCUCUAUUUCUUGGUGAGAAAUGAUGAUCAUUUGGAGGAUCUCAAAAGAGCGACAAAAUCCGAAUUCAAAUGGGAGAAACCCGAGGGUUGUCCAGAUGGUGUUUCUCUAUUCGAACUUGCUAAGGGCGAUUUCAUGGACAUCUCCAAACGGUUAUCUUGUCAUCAGGAAAUAGCGAGCGAUGGUUGCUUUAGUCUUGGUAUGGUGGCACGUUUUGAGCCUAUAUUACGGGAGAAGGGUGCUUGGAUGUAUCCUCGUUUGUUUUGGGAAACAGGUGUUUUGGGACAAGUGUUGUACCUCGAGGCCCAUGCAGUUGGAAUAUCAGCCACGGGAAUUGGUUGUUUCUUUGAUGAUUCAGUACACGAGGAGGUUUUGGGAUUGAGAGGAUCCAACUACCAAAGCCUUUAUCAUUUUACGGUUGGAGGUGCUGUCAAUGACAACCGAAUAAUGAGCCUUCCGGCUUACCCAGGCCCCAGUAAUUCACGUUGGUAAAAGUUAAGUGGUAAAAAAAGGUGUAAAUAAACGGGUAAGAACGAGUAAUAUUCCUCCAAUAUUAGGUUCGGACUGAAUCCAUGGUUUAGGGUUUACAGCGGCGGUUGGUAGUACUAUUCGACAACAGGUGAUCAUCGGAAAGGAGAUACACUACUCGCGGCGGUUGGCACUAUUCGACAACAGGUGAUCAUCUGAAAAAGGUCAAAAUAUAUAUGAGUUUCAGUUUGAAGAGGAAUACACAGAUGAUGAUGAUUUUAACCAAAUCUAAUACCCCCAAGGGAUUACAGAUUAGGUGUAAAGUUUGAAGUUUGUGGUUAAUUGUUUUGUAUUAGUUUUUUCUUUAGACUUGAUUUUAAUAACUUCUAUAUUUUCUUAUAAAAAUUAUUGAUUUGGUUAUGA
This is a messenger RNA of Impatiens glandulifera, 2344 nucleotides long. RefSeq lists its product as uncharacterized. The record is from RefSeq and is a predicted model, not a curated record. Gene Ontology annotation, molecular function: oxidoreductase activity. NCBI's taxonomy places the organism in Eukaryota, Viridiplantae, Streptophyta, Magnoliopsida, Ericales, Balsaminaceae. The transcript has 3 exons. The coding region runs from base 62 to 1945 and encodes 627 amino acids.